Drosophila hydei is the source of this 2431-nucleotide messenger RNA. RefSeq lists its product as uncharacterized. Gene Ontology annotation, cellular component: cytosol; P-body. Gene Ontology annotation, molecular function: protein binding. The transcript is spliced from 2 exons. The record is from RefSeq and is a predicted model, not a curated record. The coding region runs from base 88 to 2190 and encodes 700 amino acids. Gene Ontology annotation, biological process: neurogenesis. Lineage: Eukaryota; Metazoa; Arthropoda; Insecta; Diptera; Drosophilidae.
UAAUCAACACUGCAGUCGCGACAUACAUAUAAACAAGGGUACACAAUAAAUAAAUAUAAAUUGUAAACGUUUUGAUUUGUGCACAACAUGGAUCUGGACUGGCAAAACAGUCUGACAGAGAUCAAAGAUCGUGGCCAAUAUCUGUUACAUUCAGAAAAAUGGGCCGAUUGCCGCUUUCUCGUUGGCACACCGCCCAAUCAACGAAUUAUAUCGGGCCAUAAGCUCCUUUUGGCGAUGGCUUCGCCUGUUUUUGAGCGAAUGUUUUUUGGGAAUUUGCCGGAUAAAACGGAUCCGAUCAUAAUACCCGAUGUACAACCGGAGGCGUUUGAAGCGAUGCUCGAGUACAUCUAUACGGAUCGCAUAACAAUUGGCUCUUUCGAUAAAGCCUGCGAGCUAUGCUACGUGGCCAAGAAAUAUAUGCUUCCACACGUGGUAACACGCUGCACCCACUUCCUAUGGGCGGAUCUGAGUCCAAAGAACGCCUGUCGUGCUUACGAGUUCGCCAAACUGUUCGAUGAGCCGCGCCUCAUGCAGAGCAGCAUGGAUCUAAUCGCUGCCAACACCAGGGAAGUGCUCUCCGAUCCCAGCUUCCUUGACAUUGAAGUUUCCACUCUGAUGGCCAUAUUGGAUCAGCAUCGUUUGAAUAUUGACUCUGAGUUGGAUUUGUUCAACUGUCUGUUGAAAUUUGCCAGCGAACGCGGCAUUUUGAAUGAAAAUGGCAACGAAGAGGAGGCCAGUGGAAGUGGAAAAUCUGCCGUCUGUGCGGAACAAGCAGCUGCAGCUGCCAAUGAUAUGAUCGAGGAGAUCAAAAUGGAGCCCGAUGUGGCGGCCAUGGUGCAGCAUAUGCACCAGGAUGAGGAUGUUGAGAGCUAUAAGCAGCCCACUGGCAAUGGCUCCGCCGGCAGCUCACCCAUUCAUCCAGCCAGCAGCAACUGCUCCUCAUCGACAUCGAACGCAAAUGUUAGCGCUGUCAUAGUCCACGAUGAUGUGGUGAUCAUUGACAGCGAUGCGUCGGGCAAUGCCAAUGAGGAGGAGAUGAACGCUGCCGAGGCAGCAGCCAACAUGAUCAACAUGAUGGAUGCACAAAGAACGAUCAUGGAUGGCGCCAUGCUGAGGCAGGCUGUCAAGAAGAUACGCUUCCUCACCAUGACACCACAACAGUUUGCCGAGGGACCGGCACGCUCCAAGCUGCUCCAGCAGCACGAAGCCCUGGCCAUACUUAUCAAAAUAUCCAGUCCCACGUUGAACGAUUGCAAUAUGCCGGAAGGAUUCUGCGUGUCGCGGAGCACGCGCAAUUUUUAUGAGUCGGCGCAUAGGCAGAGGGAGCUCAGCUCCUCAUAUCGGAGCAGCAAUAAUCCGAACGCGAAUGCGUCCAACGGCUUUCCCGGCACCACCACGCGCACCAAUCAGCCACUCUUCACACGACAACGCAUCAGCGUGCCGCUCAACCUGGGCGCCAAUGCCGGCGCAGCGGCAGCUGCUGCUGCUACCGUUGAUCACCUGCCAAGCUAUGGCUUUAGCUUCGGCGACGAGCCGCUUCCCUUGCCCAACGGCGCCGCCUUUGGCGAAGCCUACGACGGUGCACUUCCAGCCGCUGCUGCAGCCGGAGCAGCAGCUGCACCAGCAGCUGUUCCACCUGGCAACGAUAACGAUGUCAUUGUCGCCAGCAAUUCGCAUCACGAUAUGACACGCUCCUACUGCAUGCGCUCCAUAGCCAGACAGUUCGAUUAUCGCAACACCAGCGUCACCGAUUGUGGAGUCACCUUUCAGGUGGACACGAACAUUUGGAUAUUGGGCGUGCAGGUGCCGACGCAGGUGCUUUGCGGCGAGCUGAUGCAUUCAGCUAGCUUUGCGGAGCGAUACACUGAGGUGCUCUAUGCCCACAUACAGGACAUGCACGGUUCGCGCAUCACGUAUACGCACUGUACGGCCAGGGUGCGGUACGAUUCGCAUUUGGAUAUCACAUUCGACCGGCCCGUCUAUAUCUAUCGCAACCAGAUCUACAAGAUCUACGUGGUCUUCAACAAAAUGGGCUGGUAUCCGAUGUAUUCCUGUGUGCCCGACACGGUCAGGCAGCGCGUCAAGUUCAUGUUCAAUGUGGGCAAUCCGACGGAAUCGGUGCGCGACGGCCUAAUCUAUGCAAUUAUAUUCUCGACGCCGCAGGAUCAUGCGCGGCAUUUGAUCGAUUGAUUGUUAAGUGGCUGAACAACAGCAACAGCAACAACAACAAUAACAAGCGAUCAACGAAUUUGAGAUGUGAUAGAUUUUUGUUUCAACCUUCUUGCUUCCUUUCACGCCACUAUUAUUUUCGAUAGCACAGUGAAGGCUGCCACCAACGGACGACUUUACAGCGUUACCCCUUCCUUUAUUCUUCUAGAUUUGUAGUCAGCUUCUGUUUUAUUAAUAAAUAUAUAUACACAUAUGAAAAGAA